Aspergillus nomiae NRRL 13137 is the source of this 1662-nucleotide messenger RNA. Its product is annotated as putative MFS transporter. The coding region runs from base 1 to 1662 and encodes 553 amino acids. NCBI's taxonomy places the organism in Eukaryota, Fungi, Ascomycota, Eurotiomycetes, Eurotiales, Aspergillaceae. Gene Ontology annotation, biological process: transmembrane transport. Gene Ontology annotation, molecular function: transmembrane transporter activity. The transcript has 8 exons. The record is from RefSeq and is a predicted model, not a curated record.
AUGGGGUUAGGUGUGUUAGAAGACACGGCGCUUGCCCAGGUUCCUGGCACUUCUGAUAUCCUCGAAAGAGAAAGCUCCAACGAGCAGACCAAUGUUGAUUCUAACCUGAAAUACGACCGCUCGGGUGCGAUUCCUAUCCUCCUGGUUCCUCAACCAAGUGAUGAUCCCAAUGAUCCCCUGAACUGGCCAUUAUGGAAGCGUGAUGUUACACUACUAGUCCUUUCCUUCGUCGCAGUUCUUUGUGCAACAACGAGUUCUCUUAUGGCUGCCAAUACCGUGACAAUAUCCCUCCACUUUAAAAAGAGUUUCACUUCCGUCGCCCUUCUCACUGGAUAUCACCUUUGUGGUGUGGGAGUUGCUGGGAUAUUGAUCGUGCCGACAGCGCGAGUAUGGGGAAAACGUCAUCUUUUUCUUCUCGGGAAUGUUUUAAUGGUGAUAAGCUGUGGCUGGGCAGGUGGAAGUUCCAACAAUUAUACAAGCUUGGUAUGGGCUCGCAUUUUCCAAGGAGUUGCUCUAGCACCUUUCGAAGCUUUGGUCAAUGCUUGUGUCGGCGAUCUAUACUACGUUCACGAGCGUGGCAAAAGGAUGGCUCUAUCGAAUGUUGCUCUUUUUGGAGCCGCCUUUCUUACACCGGUUCUGGCUGGUAAAAUUACUCAUUCUCUUGGGUGGGAGUGGACAUUUUACCUUCUGGCAAUCUUUUCGGCCGCAUCGCUGCCUUUGACUUUCUUCUUGGUCCCCGAGACAGCUUUUAGGCGCCCAGAAUAUCUAAACAAUGACUUGAAACAGAUGGAAGCCAGCCACAUAUCCGAUGAGAAAAAGCAUCCUUCGCCGCUCACUAAUAGUGAAUCGCAGGCUAGAUCACAAGAGCGAGACACGCAUUUAAACACGAUCGUCCCUGCGAAAGCCUUAUAUAUCCAAACUCUGAAGCCGUUCAAUGGGCGCAAGACGGACGAGAAUUUCUUGAAGCUUCUGCUUAGACCAUUUCCGCUGUUCUUUCACCCGGCAAUUCUUUGGGCUUGUUUAAUCCAAGGUGUAAUCAUCGGCUGGACUGUAUUCAUUGGUGUGGUACUAGCAGCCAUCUUUUUAGGGCCUCCCUUGUGGUUCAAUGAAGUCCAAACGGGAUAUCUGUAUACCGGCGCUUUUAUCGGCUCUAUUGUGGGCUUAAUCCUUUCGGGCAUACUCUCUGACUCCAUGAAUAAGAUCAUGAUCAAGCUUAACAAAGGAAGAUAUGAGCCUGAGUUCCGCAUUCUCCUCGUUAUCUUUCAAUUAGUCUUCAGCGGUGCUGGGCUUUACGGCUUCGGCAUAGUGGCCCAAGAUGUGGGAAAAUAUGGUUGGCUUGUGGUUGAUGUAUUCUUCGCAUUGGUAAUUAUAGGGAUGGUCAUGGGUGCUGUUGCCAGUGCGCUGUAUAUCGUUGAUGCCCACCGUCAAAUUGCGAUAGAAUCGUUCACAUGCAUGCUAAUAUUCAAAAACAUUUUUAGUUUUAUACUAACAUUCUUCGCUUAUGAUUGGUUACUCUCAAAUGGUAUCAAACCGGCAUUCCUGGCUAUAUCUAGUAUACAAAUGGGAAUUUGUGCCUUGAGCAUCCCCAUGUAUAUCCUUGGCAAGAGAAACCGCUCUUUUUUUGCACGUCAUGAUCUCCUUAAGAUUUUGCAUCUAUGGUGA